Messenger RNA from Penicillium olsonii, 1458 nucleotides. The record is from the annotation of a GenBank genome assembly. NCBI's taxonomy places the organism in Eukaryota, Fungi, Ascomycota, Eurotiomycetes, Eurotiales, Aspergillaceae.
AUGUCCGAAAAUCCGAAGCAAGAAGAUUUGGAAGGUCUUAAGCACUCCCCACCACAGCUCGCCUCAUACCAGGAUGUGCAUGCGGACGCCGUGUUUGGGGAUAUCACCGAUGAUGGUCCAAACUACCGUAGUCUGGGAUGGUUCGCUACUGCCAUCCUCAUGACCAAAACCAUGAUAGGACUAGGCGUCAUGUCGAUUCCUGCGGCAUUCGACGUCCUCGGUCUUGUUCCAGGAACUCUCUGCCUCUUGGCUGUUGCAACAAUCACCAUCUGGUCAAUGUUUGUGGUUGGAACAUUCAAGCUCAACCACCCCGAGGUGUACGCUAUUGACGAUGUCGGCUACAAAUUCUUUGGCACCCCCGGACGGGUCUUCUUCGGUGCGACAUUUUGUAUUUGUAAGUGCUCACUUCCUUUAUUCAUUAGUUCCGAGCCCGAGGCUGAUACUGCAUUGGAUUGGAUAUUCGUUUCUGGGUCUGGUCUGCUCAGUAUUUCAAUAGCUUUGAAUGCCAUUUCGAUGCACGGCACUUGCACGUCGGUUUUCGUUGCGGUUGCAGCUAUUGUGACAUUUUGUCUAGCGAGUGUUCGCACUCUGGGUCGCAUGAGCUGGGUUGCGUGGGGUGGUCUCAUAAGUAUUCUGUCUUCUAUCCUCACCCUUACUAUUGCCGUCGGUGUUCAGGACCGACCUGUAAGUGCGCCGCAGACGGGUCCCUGGAAGUCAGACUAUGAGCUGUUCAAAAAGCCCUCCUUUCUGGAGGCUGUCUCAGCAAUCUCCACUAUGAUCUUUGCAUACGCGGGCACGAGUGCAUUCUUCGCUAUUGUGGCGGAGAUGCGUGAGCCUCGGCACUAUGCUCGGUCUCUGACCAUAUGUCAAUCCAUUGUGACAGCGACAUUUCUCACCAUCGGUGUUGUGGUGUAUUGCUAUUGUGGAUCGUAUGUGGCAUCCCCGGCCUUGGGAUCUGCUGGAGCGCUGUUGAAAAAGGUCACUUAUGGCCUUGCGAUUCCGGGCCUUCUUGCAUCGACAAUCAUUCUCUCUCAUUUGUCAAGUAAAUUUGUCUUCGUUCGUCUACUUCAGGGUAGCGAGCAUCUCACAGCGAAUACUCCGCGUCAUUGGAUCACUUGGCUCAGCUGCACGUUUGGUGCCACGAUCAUCGCAUAUAUCAUCGCAAGUGCUAUUCCCUCAUUCAACAGUCUGGUCUCGCUGGUCGGGGCACUUCUGGGCACGCUGAUGUCCUUCCAACCGAUGGGGGGUAUGUGGCUUUAUGACAAUUGGGGCCGGAAAAGGGACGAGAAAAAGCUGACCUGGUACCUCAUGGUCUGCUGGAGCAUCUUCGUGAUCAUCCUGGGCACCUUUCUGAUGAUAUCUGGGACUUAUGGUGCGGUGGUUGAAAUAAUCGAUGGCUACAAAGACUCUGGGGGCUCAGCAGCAUGGUCAUGCGCAGACAAUUCCAACUCGGUAUAA